This is a messenger RNA of Pangasianodon hypophthalmus (striped catfish), 4227 nucleotides long. It is a transcript of the gene zbtb7b, whose product is annotated as zinc finger and BTB domain containing 7B. The coding region runs from base 293 to 1735 and encodes 480 amino acids. The transcript has 4 exons. The record is from RefSeq and is a predicted model, not a curated record. Lineage: Eukaryota; Metazoa; Chordata; Actinopteri; Siluriformes; Pangasiidae. Gene Ontology annotation, biological process: positive regulation of gene expression; regulation of transcription by RNA polymerase II. Gene Ontology annotation, molecular function: protein binding; RNA polymerase II cis-regulatory region sequence-specific DNA binding; DNA-binding transcription factor activity, RNA polymerase II-specific.
AAGGGGCCGAGAGAGAGCGAGACAGACAGACAGACAGACAGACAGAGCGUGAGACAGACAGACAGACAGACAGACAGAGAGUAACCACGCGCGGACAGGUGAGCGCAGUGCGCGCGGACGCUGGACGUGCAUGCGUGUGAAGGUGACGGAGUGGGUUGCUACCGGAAGUAAGCGCGCGCCGGUCAGGUGGGACGCAGCGGAACCGCUCAGGUGGCACACACACAGGUGAGAGCAGUGAGACAGACAUACAGACAGAGUGGCAAAACUGAGUGUUUAUGGGAUUUAGGUGGCGAUGUCUCCUGGAGAGGAUGGUCUGAUCGGAAUCCCAUUCCCUGAGCACAGCAAUGAGCUGUUGUCCCGCCUCAAUGCUCAGCGCCGCUCCGGCCUGCUCUGCGACCUCACACUGACCUCCCGUGGUGCUCGCUACCCCACACACCGCGCUGUCAUGGCCGCCGUCAGCCUGUAUUUCCGACGGCUGUUCGGGGCGGAGGAAGUGGGUGAGGCUGGUGAGGUGAGUGAGGGCUGCAGCGUGUGCCAGCUGGACUGCGUGUCCCCAGACGCUUUGGACGCUCUGCUAGAGUUUGCCUAUACAGCUACGUUAACCAUUCGCUCGUCUGGCAUGCGCGAGGUCCUCGAGGGAGCGCAGCUGCUCGGCAUCCAGUGUGUGGCUGAUGCCUGCCGCCACAUCUUGGGCGAGGUGGGGGAAAGUGGUGAGCUGGGCGGGGAGGGUGGCGAACCAGGCGGGGGGGGUGAGUUGGCUGUGGCCAACAAGGAAAAGGCAAGUCAGGUUGAGAACGAGCAAAAGACACCAUCACGCAGGAAACAAGACCGUCGCAACGUAGAAAAGGCAUCACCUGUACGUCUGGCAUGGAACGCACAAUCCCAGGAGGACAAGCCCAAAUGUGAAGCUCCACCCACCCCUGAGCACAAACUCCGCCCACCACAGAAUGGAGCUUCACAAAGUGCUCAGCAGGUGGCGCUCAUGAACGGAGGAGUGCACUGGGAUGCACAGCCAGCUAAAGAGGAGGAGUCAAAACCCGAGGAGCUCACACCUCCUCUGAACCACGCCCCCUCUCAGGCUGAAACAGUGGGAGGAGCAGUAGAGGGUGUAGCCAGGAAGAGAAAGUCUCAGGCUCCUCAGCAGUGUCCUGUCUGCCAGAAGAUCAUCCAUGGGGCGGGAAAGCUUCCACGUCACAUGAGGACACACACGGGCGAGAAACCGUUCCAGUGUAUGACGUGCGGCGUGCGCUUCACGCGGAAUGAUAAGCUCAAGAUCCACAUGCGCAAGCACACGGGCGAGCGGCCGUACUCCUGCCCCAGCUGCCCCGCCCGCUUCCUGCACUCCUAUGAUCUGAAAAACCACCUGUCCCUGCACAGUGGGGUGCGGCCCUUCGAGUGCCCGCUCUGCCACAAAGCCUUCGCCCGUGAGGACCACCUGCAGCGCCACCGCAAGGGCCUUGCCUGCCUUGAGCUUCGCCCACGUCUGGAGCUCCGCCCACGCCGCCCUCGCCACGCUGCCUCUCCGCACUCUCCGCUGUCGCCAGCGUCGUUAUCUCCAACAUCCUCAUCAUCCACUGCUCCGCACUUCCUGUUCCGGCAGGAAGUGGAGAACCCGGGCGCUCAGUCACAUGGGCCAUUGAUCUCUGCAGGCAUGGGGUAUUCCAGAAUCGUCCAGUGGAGGGUGAUGGAAGAGAGGGCAGGCACAGGAUGGAGGGAGGAUAAUGAGGAGUCUUAGUGCGUGCAUGUUUGUGUGUAUGUGUGUGAGACUAUGCCGCUAAUUAAAGACCAACUUAAUGUAAAAAUAACCAAAAAUAUUAACAAAAGGAAUCUGACUCGGAGAAACGGGUUCUUUUCUUUUUCCUUUCGUGUUGUUUUUAUAAAAUGUGCUUAAUUUUGUUUCCGUGUGUGUAACGCUGGAACGUCGGGGCUUUGAUCUUCUCAUGCGCUUUGUGUUCAACUUUAAUCUUUAAUCACAAAAAUGAAUAAUAAAUGAUAGAUUUAUGUUGUUAAUAUAUUCAGGGUGAUGAAAUGUAAAAUUAAAUAAUACUGUGAGUUUAGAGCGUAAAGUUUGUGUGUGUGUGUGUGUGUGUGAUUUAUGGCGUUUAAACAGUGCGUUCUAAUUUAAAUCUAAAGUAUCUUGCUAAGAUUCUGUUUAAACGCCAUGGAAAGUGGUUUAUUAGUGAAACGCUGACACCUGCUGGUGGAGGACAGAACUGCACUUGUUCACUUCAGCCCUAGUUCACUCCACUACUGUUUAUAACAAACCCUCGUCUCGUCCACUUCUCCUCCAAAGUGUAUAACCUUAGUGUAGAGUCACCUGAGUGUGCAUAUAAGAGAAUACACAUACAUUGUAUUUUAUAUAAAUCAAAUUUAUUGUUUAUAUUGUUAUUUAUUAGUUUCCUUAGCAACCCUCUAGCUACAUCCAACUGGGCUUAUACUGAAACCUGCUAGAAACACCAUAGCAACCCAAACGAUUAGCAUAGCAAUAACCUAGCAGCACCCUAGCAACCAACUGAGUUAGCAUAGCAGCAUAGCAUAAUCUUUAAACAUAUUUAAACAUUUUAACCUUUACAUAUUAUAAACUUUUAGACGUUUUAACUUUACACGCUUACCUGUAACACAUUUUAACAUUCUGAAAUCAAUCAAGUCAAUUAACAGCUUUUCUUAUCAGCUAGCAUGCUAAUUACCUGGUGAUACGUAAGCAAGAUGGAAGUGAGAGAGGGGAAGUGUUAAAAGCAGGAUUGGAACAGGGCCCAAUUCCUGAGGUGCACAAUGAGUUUAGUGCUUAAAAAGGUAAAUCUCGGUACCGUGUCGUUAUUAUUAUUAUUAUUAUUAUUAUUCACAGGAAGUUCAUGUCACUUCCUCUGUAGAUUAGUAUAAAUUGUAGAGCUCUCUGUGGGUUUAUUUAUUAGUUAAAUAUUUAAUAUUUGUUUAAUGUUUGUCUUUAAAACACACACACACACACACACACACACACACUGCUGUCUGUCUCUGUGGUCAGUGAUGCCACAGUGAUGAGGGAAGGGUUUUACUCCAGCAGGGGUGUCGCGCUCUCACACACUAACCUUCACAUGUUUUAGUACUUAUAUCUGUGUGUGCUCUUAUGUUGAAUCUGUGUCUCAAAUCAUCUAUCUAUAGUGCACUAGCCCUAAUUAGUGCAGUAGUGUGCUCACACCGGGAGACUCAGUGAGAUAGGGCACUAUUAACACUCGGAUACAGCGCUGUUACUGUAUGGAGCAGAUGGAAACUAGACAAUCAGAACAACAGAGAGCUUACACCAGGAACCAGUGACCACACAAGGGAUGGCAUUGUGCUGAGAGUGUGGAACGCCCAGGGGUCGCUUUCAUUUCCAAUUUAAUAAACUUUUCAACAGCGAGCUUUGCUGUUCUACUGGGUGAACAUUCAGUUCUGCAGAUGCUUCUUUUACUUCCUGCUGGAGAGUUGAUACUUUUCUGUGGACACGGAACUGUUGGGGACGGAGCUUGCUCUUCUGAAUGCCACUGAUCAUAUACAGUCUUUACAAAAUGUCAACCCUCUUACCAUUUUAAGUUCAAGUUUUUGGUUCCUCAGAUGGUUCUGGAACUCUUUGGUUUCUUGGACUUUUCCAGACCACUCUGGUUCCUCAGAUGGUUCUGGAACUCUUUGGUUUCUUGGACUUUUCCAGACCACUCUGGUUUCUCAGAUGGUUCUGGAAAUACUUGGUUCCUCAGACAGUUCCAACACUUUUGGCUUCUCAGGUGGUUCCAGAACUCCAUGGUUCUGGUUAAUGGUUCUGUUAAUGUUCUGUAACUCCAUUCUGAUCAGUUUCACAGAGUACUGAUUUGUUUUUAGUUCAAUUUAAACAAACCAAACCGAAUAACUGAAUCAGUCAUGUGUGUUUUAAAGAAAGGUUUUAGAGCUGUGUGAGUAAAACUGCCUUCACUUUCUCAGGAAUUAUAAAACAAUGCACUGAAACGAGUAUGUAAAUGAGAAUGCAAAUGAAUAUGCAAAUGAGUGGUGGAUAUUAUUUUUUGUUUAUUUUUGUGGAAUACAGAUGAUGAUAUUUGAAAUUCCUAAAUAAAUGAUUAGAGAAAUCUAUAUUAUAUAGAAUUAUAGUUUAUUACACAGAAGUGGUGAUAAUGAGGGAAUUAACAGAUAUCCUUAUCACUGUUAAUAAAGAGAAAUAACGACAUGGUUUUCUCUGGUGUAAACACACAUGGUCAAUAAACAGAGAAUAUUCUAGUAGAA